AUGUCUAAAUUUGUUUAUAUAGCAACAACAAUGGUAGUUUGUUAUUGUAUUUAUGUUGUCUCAGAAAUGAUAGAAUGCCAUUCUAUGUUUCCUGAUAUUGCUAAUGAAUUGACAGAAAUUACAUCAUGUGAUGCAUUUUCUAGUCAAGAGGAUCUAAAAAUGUAUAGACAAAGAAUACUUAAUAUAACUCAUUCUCAUGAUAUGUUCAUAAAGUGUAAUACGAUGCCUAGCACAGCAAUUAAAAAUAUUACUUUAUUUUCUAUUGUCGCAUAUAUAACUCAAACUAUAUUAUCAGACAUUUGGAGAUAUUAUAACUAG
Molecule: messenger RNA, 318 nt
Organism: Heterostelium album PN500
Lineage: Eukaryota; Evosea; Eumycetozoa; Acytosteliales; Acytosteliaceae
Exons: 1
Coding region: 1-318 (105 amino acids)
Source: RefSeq, a predicted model, not a curated record